Molecule: messenger RNA, 6042 nt
Organism: Coregonus sp. 'balchen'
Lineage: Eukaryota; Metazoa; Chordata; Actinopteri; Salmoniformes; Salmonidae
Source: the annotation of a GenBank genome assembly
AUGAUCAGCUCAAUGUGUGUGUCCUCUCAGGGCCAUACUUUGGCCCACGCCAUGGCCUCAUCGAAAACACAUCUAAGGGAAGACUGGGACAGAAAAGGGGAUGUCACAAAAAAGGUUGUGAUCAACGUUGGUGGCAUGCGUCAUGAAACUUACAUGGGCACUCUCAAGAGCUUGCCCGGGACCCGUUUGGCUAAACUGAUGGACCAUGACCUCACUGAAUUCUUCUUCGACAGACAUCCAGGUGUUUUCUCCAAUGUUCUGAAUUAUUACAGAACCGGUAAGCUUCACUGUCCAACAGAUGUCUGUGGUCCGCUUUUUGAAGAGGAGUUGGCUUUUUGGGAGGUCGACGAGGCAGAAGUGGAACCUUGCUGCUGGAUAACAUUCCGCCAACAUAGGGAUGCCGAAGAGGCCCUUGCAGCAUUCGGGCCAUCUGACUCAAAUGUGCGCCACAAUGAAGAGUUUCCAGAUCAAUUCGAUGUUGAAGACAACCAACCAAAUUCUCAGAGCUGCUUCAAAAGGUGGAAACCAAAAAUAUGGGCUCUAUUUGACAACCCAUUCUCGUCUAUGGCUGCCAAGGUGUGUAUUAUUUGUUCUCUCCCAAUGAAAAAAAGCCACUUUAACCUCUUGUAGUUUUGAUCCCCAAGUCAAGAACAGACUAUAGCAGGUGUACAGUACUACAUAGAGCCAUGGCUACAUGGAACUCUAUUCCACAUCAGGUAACUGAUGCAAGCAGUAGAAUCAGAUUUAAAAAAUAGAUAAAGGUACACCUUAUGGAACAGCGGGGACUAAAAAGACACACAUACACAUAACAAGACACGCACGUACACAUGUAUGAAGGCAAUUCGUAAUCCAAUUCCAAACUUGCCUUGAGUCCACAGGUAUGUGAUGCCGUAGUCAGACGCGUUUCCAAAGCAACCACAGAACAGGGACUCCAAAGCUCCAAUAGUCUAAAAACAAACAUUUAUUCUCCAAACAAAAGGACAUUUCAUAGGCUAUAUUCCAUCGAUGAACAAAGUCAAAGCGAUCAGAUUUAUACUGUAAACAAAAUAUAUAGACUAGUAGCAGCUUUCUUAGUUCCAAGUCGUAGCGUAGCGGUCAAAAAACUGUACAGUACCGCCAUACCUGAGGCCUAGUGGACCCAUACUGCAAAAAACCUAAAUAGGUAAAGGGAAGGGGAACAUGGGGAAAAAAAGGGGUGUGUCCAGGAAAGGCUCCAUAAUGCUUUUAAAUACCCAUGAUAAUCAUAAUAGAAAACCAAAAACAUGUUAUGACAUCUAUAGAAAAGACAGAAAUGCCAAUGGUGGAGGAGUUGCUGUUUAUAUUCAGAACCACAUUCCUGUAAAGGUUAGAGAGGAUCUCAUGUUAAAUACUGUUGAAGUAAUAUGGCUACAGGUUAAUCUGCCUCACCUAAAGCCCAUUCUUGUGGGAAGCUGCUAUAGACCACCAAGUGCUAACAGUCAGUAUCUGGAUAAUAUGUGUGAAAUGCUUGAUAAUGUAUGUGACAUCAACAGAGAGGUAUAUUUUCUGGGUGUUUUAAAUAUUGACUGGCUUUCAUCAAGCUGCCCACUCAAGAAAAAGCUUCAAACUGUAACUAGUGCCUGCAACCUGGUUCAGGUUAUUAGUCAACCUACCAGGGUAGUUACAAACAGCACAGAAAUGAAAUCAUCAACAUGUCUCCAAUUUGUAAGUCGCUCUGGAUAAGAGCGUCUGCUAAAUGACGUAAAUGUAAAUGUAAAUGUAUUGAUAACAUCUUUACUAAUGCUGCAGAAAUGUGCUUUAAAGCAGUAUCCAAAUCCAUCGGAUGUAGUGACAAUAUAGUAGCCAUAUCUAGGAAAACCAAAGUUCCGAAGGCUGGGCAUAACGUAGUGUAUAAGAGGUCAUACAAUAAGUUUUGUAGUGAUUCCUAUGUUGAUGAUGUAAAGAAUAUUUGCUGGUCUGUUGUGUGUAAUGAGGAGCAACCAGACACUGCACUUGACAUAUUUAUGAAGUUGCUUAUUCCAGUUACUAAUAAGCAUGCACCCAUUAAGAAAAUGACUGUACAAACUGUUAAAUCCAUGUGGAUUGAUGAGGAAUAGAAAAAUGGUAUGCUUGAGAGGGAUGAGGCUAAAGGAAUGGUAAAUAAGUCUUGCUGCACAACCGAUUGGCAAACGUUCUGUAAAUUGAGAAAUGAAGUGGCUAAACUGAAUAAAAAGAGAAGAAACUAUACUAUGAAACAAAGAUAAAUGAUAUAUAGAAUGAUAGUAAAAAGCUUUGGAGUACAUUCAAUUACAUUUUGGGCAAAAAGGCAAACUCAGAUGGUUCAUUCAUCACAAAACCCACUGAUAUUGCCAAUGACUUCACUACACAUCCAAGUAUAACUGAUCAAAUUAUGAAAGACUAGCAUUGGAAUUUUGAAUUCCGUAAAGCGAGUGUGGAAGAGCUGAAAAAUGAUUGUUGUCUAUCAACAAUGACAAGCCACCGGGGUCUGACAACUUGGAUGGAAAAUUACUGAGGAUAAUAGCGGACGAUAUUGCCACUCCUAUUUGCCAUAUUUUCAAUCUAAGCCUACUAGAAAGUGCGUGCCCUCAGGCCUGGAGGGAAGCAAAAGUCAUUACGCUAUCCAAAAAUAGUAAAGCACGCCUUUACUGGCUCAAAUAGCAGGCCAAUCAGCCUGUUACCAACCCUUAGUAAACUUUUGGAAAACAUUGUAUUUGACCAGAUACAAUGCUAUUUUACUGUAAACAAAUUGACAACAGACUUUCAGCACGCUUAUGGGGAAGGACAUUCAACAAGCACGGCACUUACACAAAUGACUGAUGAUUGGCUGAGAGAAAUUGAUAAUACAAAUAUUGUGGGAGCUGUUUUGUUAGACUUCAGUGCGGCUUUUGACAUUAUCGAUCAUAGUCUGCUGCUGGAAAAACCUAUUUGUUAUGGCUUUUGUCACAAUCGUUAACGGAAGAUACGGACCAAGGCGCAGCGUGAUAAGCGUACAUUUUAUUAAGUACUUAACACGAACAAAACAACAAACAAACGAUACGUGAAGUCCUAGGUUACACAAAACAAACCUUUACGGAACAAGAUCCCACACCGACUAGUGCCAAACAGGCUGCCUAAGUAUGGUCCCCAAUCAGAGACAACGAGAUACAGCUGCCUCUGAUUGGGAACCACCCUGGCCAACAUAGAUCUAAACGAUCUAGAACAUCAACAUAGAAAAUAUAACACAGAAACUACACACCCUGGCUCAACAUUUCAGAGUCCCCAGAGCCAGGGCGUGACAGCUUUACACCCCCUGCUAUAUUGUGGAUAAAGAGUUACCUGUCUAACAGAACACAGAGGGUGUUCUUUAAUGGAAGUCUCUCCAACAUAAUUCCCCAGGGCAGCCAGUGUGUCUAUAUAUGCGGAUGACUCAACAUUAUACACGUCAGCUACUACAGCAAGUGAAAUCACUGCAACACUUUUAGAGCUGCAGUUAGUUUUAGAAUGGGUGGCAAGGAAUACGUUAGUCCUAAAUAUUUCAAAAACUAAACCCUUGAAUAGUUAAGUCAUGUAACUCCCAUCUAGUCAUGUCACUCAAAUGGAAGGUAACGUGGCUCCAUAUGAAACAGCAGCCAUGGGAUUGAGUCAGUUUAGGAAACAACACACAAGCCUAACAAUCUCACCGAUCAACAGCCUUUUUGAUACCAUUGUGUGUCCAACACAUCAAUCAAACCUAGAAAACAAAUAUAUCAGACUUUCAACCUGGUUCAUUAUGCGUUGUUUGUGUCUUUAAUCAUUAUGGCAUGAUCCACUCAAAGUCAGAUGAUGCCCCUUCUUGUCCUUUGCAGGUCAUUGUGUUUGUUUCCCUCUUCUUCAUCCUCCUCUCCAUCACAGCUUUCUGUCUGGAGACACAUCCGAACUUCCACACGAUGGAGAACCGCACAAAGCUAGUCUUGGAGGGGAACCACACCGAAGAGGUGACAUACUAUGUGAUGGUGAACAAUCCUGCUCUGACCAUGGUGGAGGGCGUCUGUGUGGUGUGGUUCAUCUUUGAGUUCCUGGUCCGUUUCACCUGCUGCCCCAACAUGCUGGUGUUUGUAAAGAACAUACUGAACAUCAUUGACUUUGUAGCCAUCCUGCCCUUCUUCCUGGAGGUGGGGCUGAGUGGUAAUGCCCUGGGCUUCCUGCGUGUGCUGAGCUUUCUGAGGAUCCUGAGGAUCUUUAAGCUGACACGCCACAUGGUGGGCAUGCGUGUGUUAGUCUACACACUAAAGGCCAGCGUUCAAGAGUUCUGCCUCCUCGCUGUCUCCCUCUCUAUUGGAAUCCUCAUCUUCAGCACCCUGCUCUACUACGCAGAGCACCUAGAGGCUGACCAUGAUGAAUAUUAUAUCAGUAACAUCCCCAAGGGCUUCUGGUGGGCGGUGGUUACCAUGACAACCGUGGGCUAUGGGGACAUUUUCCCCAUAACCUAUUCUGGCAAGGUAAUUGGAGCCCUAUGUGCUCUGGCAGGUAUUCUGACCAUAGCAAUGCCUGUCUCAGUCAUAGUCAAUAACUUCCGCCUGUACUACUCCCUGGCCAUGGCCCAACAGAAACUCCCAAAGAAGAAGAAGAGGCAACACCUGCCCUGUCUGGAGCACUCAGCCAGCCUUCUCCAAGAGGGGAGCAGCCAGAACGAUGGCUGUUAUAAGGAGAACAAGGAGAGGUCAUGUUCAGGUAAGGCAGUCAAGUCCCAGUCCACUGGGAUGCCAAAUAUUAUGUAAUAUAUCCCUAUUAUCGCUGCUCAGAAAAUAAGCUUUCACUUUUAGAGUCCAAUGCGCAUUUGAUUGAAUCCCGGUCUUAGUCUGGCUAUGUGACCCUGGAGAUAAAGACUGGAUCCUGGUUUUACCAUGACACCGGAUUUGGACAUAUUACUGUACUGUAGCUAUAUUAUCGCCAACCAUGAAUAACAUUAUAACAUUUUACAUUUGAUCAUCUUUAUCUUAACUAGCAGUCCAUCAUAUGGGCAAAGGACUACUAAUAUUAUUACUAUUUUUUAUUUAUUACUUCAUGUGUAUUCAAGGCGCUACAUAUUCAAGUUUAAGUCAAGAAAUGUACUGUAGUUAUACUCAUUUAUAUGUUACAGAAGUUGAGCAUUGAUUUAGACAUGAUGUAAAUCUGCCAAACAGAGUCAUGGUAGGCCUAAAGGAAUUUGAUUUUGAAACUGAGUAUUAAGAUUGUUGUGUGAGUUCCAUCCAUAUGUCACCUUUCUUUUUCUAUAUGUGAAACGAUGAGCUUACAAAAUGCUAUUUUGUAAUUGGAUAAAUAUUUGCCUGGUUACUUUUUAUUAAUGAUUUGUUAUGUUCUCUGUUUGGGUGAAAGCGUAGCAUUGUUGUUGAUAUUCAUAACAACAUGUUGCCAAGUCUGUAAUAAUCAAAAGGAUGUAUGGUUAAUCAGGAGAAAUAUAAACAGAUGAAAUGUAUUCUCUUUCAUAUAAAACAUGCAAACCUCUAACAAUAUUAACACAACAGAUUAAAACGUCUAAUAGAAAUGUCUAAAGCCUGUGUCUCCCUUACUAUUGGUAUACUUAUCUUCAGCACCCUGGAAUACUACACAGAGUGAGUGCAUGGUGACCCUGAAGACCCAACUUCCACUGCACACACUCAUUUUAAGAACAUCCCCAUCAACUUCUGGUGGGCUGUGGUGACCAUGACAACCCUGGGCUAUGGGGACAUGUACCCUGAGACCGGGCUUGGCAUGGUGGUCGGAUGUCUGUGUGCUCUGGCAUGUAUUCUGACCAUAGCCAUGCCUGUCCCAAAGAAGAAGAAGAGGCAACACCUGCCCUGUCUGGAGCACUCAGCCAGCCUUCUCCAAGAGGGGAGCAGCCAGAACAAUGGCUGUUAUAAGGAGAACAAGGAGAGGUCGUGUUCAGGUAUUUCAUAUCAUCAGUAUAUAUUUAUAUUAUUUUAUUUUAUUAAUAUCCCUAUUUUUGUUGCUCAGAAAACAAGCUAAACCUUUCUCUCGCUUUCCCUCUUAGAGUCCAAUGCGCCUUUGAUUGAAUCCCAGCCUAAGUCUGGCUAUGAGACCCUGGAGGUAAAGACUGAAUCCUGA